AUGUCUUAUGAAUAUACAGUUUCCCCCACUCUCGUUCAAAAAUCUCUGAGUAAACCAAUGCAGUCUCCAAUAAACGAUACUCAGGCUUUGAAUUCAAGGUUGUUAGUUGCCAAUGACAACUCGGCACUGCACAUAUCUCGCACCGAGUCUUCUAAGCAAGCUCAACAUGCUGAAAUUACAAUCCCCACGACCAACAACAAUGGUGUUAUCAAUAUAUCCCGCGCUCAGUACAUGUCUAGGCUAGCUUCUAUACGACGGAAAGAGCCACUUCGCGAAGCAUGUAUUGAUGCUAAUUUAGCACCACCUAAGAGUGCAAAUUUGGAGCAUCUUCGAACAAUGUUGACGGACUACUGGUUUCCUCCAGUUGUCACGGAGGAAUCAAUUCCUGAUGCUCAAGUUGCUGAGCUACCAUCUUCUAGCUCGCAAUAUGUUGGCACAUCAAUGUCCGUAUUGAGAGGAAAUAAUGACGAAAUCCUCAUUCAAGAAUUUGGUAUUGAAGGUGCUGCUGCUGAGGAGGUUCUUGGGUACGACGAUGAUAGUGAUAGUGAUCCUGAGGACGAAUUUCAAGAGGUUCUUGAGAUCAACGACGAGCUCCUAGCCCACACAGCCCUUGAAGACGACAGUGAAUUUGACUUGGAGACUCAAAUGCAAGGUGGACCUUUUCCAGGCGAAAGUUACACCAAAUUUCAAACUCGGAUCCGGCUUGAGGAGACGAGACGUGCAGAGAAUAAUCGACGAGCGGGUGGAGUUAAGACUCAAAAUGCGGUUAUUAAAGACUGGAAGAUCUUUUGUGGCCAUGCCUUGAAGACAGGUCAAAUCAAAGACGAAAUUGUUGACGCCCACCAUUUACUAUUGUAUAUUCGGUACUGUGCCGAGAGACCAAAGCGAACACGCAAAGGUAUUGACAUACCUGGUACAUUUAUUGGCGCGUCACACAUUAAGAAACUAUAUUUUGGUGCACUUCGUAUCCGUAAAGAGCAAGAAGCCAAAGACCCCAGUCUUUCCCAGCAGCGCCCAGCAACCAAUGUCCAUGUUUGGGAUGCACUUAAAGGUCGUAUGAAUGAAGCUCUUCGACGGGCUCGAGAAGGCCUCAUACCCGAAGAGGAUGCACCGGACAUUGUUGCCAAUACAUUUCUCUCCGGAAUCACAGAAGCGCAGAUGAACAGUGUUGGAAAAGGCUUUCUUAUGCAUCGAGAGUUACGUUCGGUUAUCAAUGGUCAUUUGAGCUGGACUGCACAAAAUGCGUCAGGAAACCGUGGAGAUGAUUUCCGAGCGCUUCGACUGGCUGAGCUGCAGCCAUAUGUCUUUCUUCAUCCAAAUAAAGAGACUGCCAUUCCGUGUGUUCUGGGAUGUCAAGGAGAAGAGAAGGCGGGUGCUAGCAGAGGGAUGAGAACGAAAGUUAAUCCGGUGUAUAGUGUAUUCAUUGCCCACCUUGAUCCAGUUAAAUGCCCACUGGGAGCAUUCGCUUUUUAUCAUCAUUUCCUUCAUGAUGUUAUUGAUAUCACAUCAGCAUUGGAUAUUAACUGGUCAAUCAAUAAAACCUGGCGACAAGUACGUGUUCUACAUGGCAAGAAGUCAUAUGCAACGCCAUACCAUGAGCAAAGCCUGUACAAUCUCUACGUCAAGGCAUUUUCUUUUGCUGAAUUCACAUCACAUUUAAAAGCAUAUCUACCACGCCAUAUUCUUGGAUAUAAUCAAGAGCGUAUGGGUGUUGAUCCCUCUGUAACGUCCCGAAUGGGAUGGGUACGAGGAGAGACAUAUUAUGACACCUAUGCACCAGCACUUCCAAAAGAGGCUGUACUCGGUGCACAUGGAUAUAAAGCUCAUGAGGUGUAUGACCCUAUUUGGCGUCAUGUCCAUGUCCCUGAGAUUUUUCUCCAUCUUGUAUGCCCAAUGGCUGAGACAAUAUAUUCGGAUGUUGUUGGACGGCAAAAUUUGUCUGGAGCAGCUAACUACUGGUCAAUGGUUAUGGAGCUACGUCCCUAUCUAUUCCAGUGUGGUGCUGCCAUCUUUCAAGAAGUACCGGACUCAGCACUAUUCCGGCUUCCAGCGUUUGCUCAACAAGACGUCCAGAAUUGGAUGAAGCACCAGUUUCCAAGUGAUUUUUCUGUGUUGAAAGCGAAUGCAGGAAGUAGGGUUGAUCUCCAGCGGAUCCAGAAUCAGCUUCUUCAACUUGCCCUUGAAGAAACUCGAUCUUUACUUGCAUCACAAAGUGUUCAAUUAGCUGAAGUUGCUCGAAUUCAGAAGAUAGUUGAGCAGCGUACUCAAGUGUUAUCACCAGCAAAGGGGUAUUCAGCGACUCACUACUCAUCUAGAAUGGCUACAGCAUCAACAUCUGCAGUGCAUAAGCCACUUCCUGCGCUGCAGCUCACAACAGUCGCUCAUGAAACACUUGAAAGUGCUACAACUGCGGCAAAUCUACCAUUUUAUAAUAGUGAAAACGAUGACACUGGUGUGUAUAUGGCUGAAAAUGGAGAGUUCCGAGCAUUUGCAAAUGGAUCUCCAAAAACCCCAACAUGUACCAUCCGCCGGAAGCAUUCACAGGUUGAUUUAGUGCUACCAAGUGCGUCUGCUUUCACAGAACAGGGUCAGCCUCAAUUCUUUUGGCCUCCAGUCUUUGGACAGACAUCUGUGACAUGGAACCAAGUAUUUGCUCUUAUCAAGCAACCCGAGCAUUUAUGGGACUGCUGGAAGCCAUCAAAAACACUCGAUAAAUAUAACCUUCAUGAUCAAUGGGCAUGCUGGAGUGUUGGUGAGGGGGUAAAUGAUGCAGAUGGUAAUCAGACAGCUAUCAAGCCACCUCUACGUGAGGUGGAACGACAUUUUGGAUCACUCAAUUCCGAGGGCAAGCAUCUCAAAAGUUGGCAAAGCGGAAUUUCAUCCAAAGUAGGGAAAUUUGAUAUUAAUAUGAUUCAAGACCGCAAAUUCUGGCAGCGAUUCCGAGAAAUACCUGAGUAUAUUGACUCAGAAGCUCAUAAUCGCAAGGUCUCUCCACUUGCAAUCAUUGAUGAACUUGACAUUCUAGGGCAGCAAGACAAACAAUUAAAGGGACUUUCAGCCCUUACAAAACAUAUCAAAUUAAAGCGGGAGGCUGCAUCUUUGCAAAAGGAGGUGGAAGCUCAACCAACCAAGCGGAAAAAAGCUGUAGCUCCUCGUCGUCCUCUAAAAAAGGCCAAACAUGAUAACUUAUAA
Psilocybe cubensis is the source of this 3192-nucleotide messenger RNA. RefSeq lists its product as uncharacterized. NCBI's taxonomy places the organism in Eukaryota, Fungi, Basidiomycota, Agaricomycetes, Agaricales, Agrocybaceae. The transcript is spliced from 13 exons. Gene Ontology annotation, molecular function: DNA binding. Bases 1 to 3192 code for a protein of 1063 amino acids. The record is from RefSeq and is a predicted model, not a curated record.